Messenger RNA from Schistocerca piceifrons (Central American locust), 2403 nucleotides. RefSeq names its product glycine-rich cell wall structural protein 1.8-like. The transcript has a single exon. Lineage: Eukaryota; Metazoa; Arthropoda; Insecta; Orthoptera; Acrididae. Bases 1 to 2403 code for a protein of 800 amino acids. The record is from RefSeq and is a predicted model, not a curated record.
AUGGGGACGAGGCAGGAUGUGGGCAAGGAGGAGAGAAGGGGACGAGGCGAGAGUUGGGGAAAGGAGGCGGGGAAAGGAGGCGGGAGGCGGGGAAAGGAGGCGGGAGGCGGGGAAAGGAUGCGGGAGGUGGGGCAAGGAGGCGGGAGGCGGGGCAGGGAGCGGCGAGUGGCGGGGCAGGGAGGGGCGAGUGGCGGGGCAGGUAGGGGCGAGUGGCGGGGCAGGGAGGGGCGAAUGGCGGAGCAGGGAGGGGAGAGUGUCGGGGCAAGGGGAAGGGACGAGAGGCGGGCAAGGGGACGGGACGAGAGGCGGGCCGAGGGGACGGUACGAGAGGCGGGGCGAGGGGACGAGACGAGAGGCGGGGCGAGGGGACGAAACGAGAGGCGGGGCGAGGGGACGAGACGAGAGGCGGGGCGAGGGGACGAGACGAGAGGCGGGGCGAGGGGACGGGACGAGAGGCGGGGCGAGGGGACGGGACGAGAGGCGGGGCGAGGGGACGGGACGAGAGGCGGGGCGAGGGGACGGGACGAGAGGCGGGGCGAGGGGACGGGACGAGAGGCGGGGCGAGGGGACGGGACGAGAGGCGGGGCGAGGGGACGGGACGAGAGGCGGGGCGAGGGGACGGGACGAGAGGCGGGGCGAGGGGACGGGACGAGAGGCGGGGCGAGGGGACGGGACGAGAGGCGGGGCGAGGGGACGGGACGAGAGGCGGGACGAGAGGCGGGGCGAGGGGGCGACAAGGGGACGAGGCGAGAGGCGUGGCAAGGGGGCGACAAGGGGACGAGGCGAGAGGCGUGGCAAGGGGGCGAGAGGCGGGGCAAGGGGGCGACAGGCGGGGCAAGGGGGCGAGAGGCGGGGCAAGGGGGCGAAGCGAGGGGGCGGGGCAAGGGGGCGGGGCGAGAGGCGGGGCAAGGGGGCGGGGCGAGAGGCGGGGCAAGGGGGCGGGGCGAGAGGACGACGAGGGGACGGGGUGAGAGGCGGGGCAAGGGGGUGACGAGGGGACGGGGCGAGAGGCGGGGCAAGGGGACGGGCCGAGAGGCGGGGCCAGGGGGCGACGAGGGGACGGGGCGAGAGGAGGGGCAAGGGGGCGACGAGGGGACGGGGCGAGAGGCGGGGCAAGGUGGCGACAAGGGGACGGGGCGAGAGGCGGGGCAAGGUGGCGACAAGGGGACGGGGCGAGAGGCGGGGCAAGGUGGCGACAAGGGGACGGGGCGAGAGGCGGGGCAAGGGGGUGACAAGGGGACGGGGCGAGAGGCGGGGCAAGGGGGCGACAAGGGGACGGGGCGAGAGGCGGGGCAGGGAGGAGACAAGGGGGCAGGGAGGGGACAAGGGGGCAGGGAGGGGACAAGGGGGCAAGGAGGCGACAAGGGGGCAAGGAGGCGACAAGGGGGCAAGGAGGCGACAAGGUGGCAAGCAGGCGACAAGGUGGCAAGGGGGGGCAAGGGGGCGACGAGGGGGCAAGGGGGCGACGAGGCGGCAAGGGGGCGACGAGGGGGCAAGGGGGCGACGAGGGGGCAAGGGGGCGACGAGGGGGCAAGGGGGCGACGAGGGGGCAAGGUGGCGACAAGGGGACGGGGCGAGAGGCGGGGCAAGGUGGCGACAAGGGGACGGGGCGAGAGGCGGGGCAAGGUGGCGACAAGGGGACGGGGCGAGAGGCGGGGCAAGGGGGUGACAAGGGGACGGGGCGAGAGGCGGGGCAAGGGGGCGACAAGGGGACGGGGCGAGAGGCGGGGCAGGGAGGAGACAAGGGGGCAGGGAGGGGACAAGGGGGCAGGGAGGGGACAAGGGGGCAAGGAGGCGACAAGGGGGCAAGGAGGCGACAAGGGGGCAAGGAGGCGACAAGGUGGCAAGCAGGCGACAAGGUGGCAAGGGGGGGCAAGGGGGCGACGAGGGGGCAAGGGGGCGACGAGGGGGCAAGGUGGCAAGGGGGGGCAAGGGGGCGACGAGGGGGCAAGGUGGCAAGGGGGGGCAAGGGGGCGACGAGGGGGCAAGGGGGCGACGAGGCGGCAAGGGGGCGACGAGGGGGCAAGGGGGCGACGAGGGGGCAAGGGGGGCGACGAGGGGGCAAGGGGGCGACGAGGGGGCAAGGGGGCGACGAGGGGGCAAGGGGGCGACGAGGGGGCAAGGGGGCGACGAGGGGGCAAGGGGGCGACGAGGGGGCAAGGGGGCGACGAGGGGGCAAGGGGGCGACGAGGGGGCAAGGGGGCGACGAGGGGGCAAGGGGGCGACGAGGAGGCAAGGGGGCGACGAGGAGGCGGCAAGUGGGCAAGUCGGCGACAAGGUGGCAAGGAGGCGACAAGGGGGCAAGGAGGCGACAAGGGGGCAAGGAGGCGACAAGGGGGCAAGGAGGCGACAAGUGGGCAAGGAGGCGACAAGUGGGCAAGGAGGCGACAAGUGGGCAAGUAG